Molecule: messenger RNA, 1118 nt
Organism: Pteronotus mesoamericanus
Lineage: Eukaryota; Metazoa; Chordata; Mammalia; Chiroptera; Mormoopidae
Gene: FAM89B
Product: family with sequence similarity 89 member B
Exons: 2
Coding region: 17-595 (192 amino acids)
Biological process (GO): negative regulation of transforming growth factor beta receptor signaling pathway; establishment of cell polarity; negative regulation of SMAD protein signal transduction
Cellular component (GO): cytoplasm; lamellipodium
Molecular function (GO): transcription corepressor binding
Source: RefSeq, a predicted model, not a curated record
CCGCGCCGGCCCGGCCAUGAAUGGACUGCCCUCGGCCGAGGCGCCGGGCGGCGCGGGCUGCGCCCUUGCCGGACUCCCGCCGCUGCCGCGCGGCCUCAGCGGUCUCCUCAACGCGAGUGGGGGCUCGUGGCGGGAGCUAGAGCGCGUCUACAGCCAGCGCAGCCGCAUCCACGAUGAGCUGAGCCGUGCGGCCCGCGUCCCUGAAGGGCCCCGUGGUGCCACAGGCGCCGCCAACGCCGGACCUGCCGCCGGUCCCCCCGGACCGCGUCGCCCUGUCAACCUCGACUCGGCAUUAGCGGCGCUGCGCAAGGAGAUGGUGGGGUUGCGGCAGCUGGACAUGUCCCUGCUGUGCCAGCUGUGGGGCCUGUACGAGUCAAUCCAGGACUACAAGCACCUGUGCCAAGAUUUGAGCCUGUGCCAGGACCUGUCAUCCUCCUUGCAUUCAGACAGCUCCUACCCACCCGAUGCUGGCCUAUCUGAUGACGAGGAACCUCCUGAUGCCAGCCUGCCCCCGGACCCACCACCCCUCACUGUGCCCCAGACACACAAUGCUCGUGACCAGUGGCUGCAAGACGCCUUCCAUAUCAACCUCUGAAGAACUGGGGGUGGGGUGGGAGGUGUGCACCCAUGCGAAAGCCUCCGAAACUCACCCCUCAGCAAGUGCUCAGACUAUAGUGCCUGCUUUCCCCCACACCGCCUCACCUACAGGAGGGCAAGGCCUGGGCCACUCAGAGGCACAGCUGCCAACCCCCUCUCUCCUGUCUUGGGUUAGCUGGCUCUGGGGCAGGCACCUGGGCUACAGCCUCUGCCCAUGGCACUGGACCUCCACUUCCACAUGUGUGCACCCAGCUUGGCUAACCUUUAGGCUGGCAGUGGGCCCCAAGCAUCUUACAACCCCCUUGGCAUCUCUGGGAUGCCAUCUCCUUGUCACCUGCUGCUGCUCUUGGCAGCUGCUGGCUCAGGAGCAUCCCACCUCUGGUCCCUGGGUUCCACUCCCCUAGACAAGGGCUCCAGGACCCAUUCUUGCACCCACCCACAAUCGGGAGGGCCUAGGCUCCCUGCUGGAUAUUUAAGUUUAGGGGCCAGCCCCCUGGGCAUAUAGAUAAAUAAACAGCCUC